GGAAAAAAAGAGAAAGAAGUGGGAGAGAUAUAUAAAAAUAAAAAAAAGGGGAAAAAUAAACAACGAGGAUAUUAUGUGACUGACUGAAGGAGAGCAUCUUCGUUAUCAGUUCGUGACAAAGACAAAAAAGAAGAUGAAGACAUGUUAAGUUAUGAGCUCCAGAUGUGAUAGGGGGAGGAGGAGAGGAGUGGAUGUCAGCUGGAUAUGAGAUAAGACACAUGAAUAAAGAGUCCACUGUGGAAAAGGAGGCGGAGUGAAAAUGAAGCUGAAUGAACGCAGCGUGGCGCAUUACGCCACCUGUGACUCCCCGCCAGACAAGACAGGCUUCCUGUUCAAAAAGGGUGAGCGUAACACGGCUUAUCACCGCCGCUGGUUCGUCCUUAAGGGCAACAUGCUCUUCUACUUUGAGGAGCGCGACAGCCGCGAACCGAUCGGUGUCAUCGUCCUUGAAGGAUGCACAGUGGAGCUGUGUGAGUCAGCCGAGGAGUUCGCCUUCGCGAUUAAGUUUGAUUGUGCCAAAGCCCGGGUGUACAAGAUGGCUGCUGAGAACCAGGCAGCCAUGGAGUCGUGGGUGAAAGCGUUGUCAAGGGCCAGCUUUGACUACAUGAGGCUGGUGGUGAAGGAGCUGGAGAGGCAGCUGGAGGAGAUCCACGAAGCUGCAGGAAGUGGUUGUGGUGGGGCUGGAGUAGGCAGCCUGCAGGGCAGGCAAAAGUCCUCCAGGCGAGGCCAGGUGUUAAGAUCAAGGUCUGGAGCAUCCUCUUCUUCAUCAUCGUCAUCUUCCUUGUCAUCAUCAUCAUCAAGUGCCAUUCCCAUGGUAAUCCCCUUCUCUGCUCACAAGAACCUCCAGGAUGAGGUCCAGCUCAUGUCUGGGUGUUCCAAGGAGAACGGCGUCGCAUGGAGCAAACCACAAGUGGCCUUGGCUAAUGGCUUUGUCGAGGGAGCGUCCUCCUUGGUGGCCUGGGAAGCCAGCGCAGACUCUGGGAACAGCAGUGCGAUUGGUUAUGGGGCCGAUGGGGUGCGGGCUCCACCAGUGCCACCCAGGAGAAGAGGAGCCUCUCUGGAGAGUCCUGUCUCCCCUGGCACUGGGUGUUUCUCCAAGCUCCAUGACUGGUAUGGCAGAGAGGUGGAGGAACUGAGAGUGCAGUGGCUUGAGAGCAAGUAAACUGACAGAGAUGGAUUAUUUCGUUUUCCACAGCUAUAUCAUUCCUUUUCUAAUAUUGCACCCUUCUGGACCCAACAGAAAGACAAGAAAACAAUGACUUAAUUGCAAAUUGCAGUCUUUAUCAUCAAUCAAAUAGGAUAAUUAAAAAAAAAAGAGAGAGAUUGAUUCCAGAUCUUGUCUGGCACAGGGGAAUCAAUUAGUCUUAUCAAUAAUUAACAUACACUAUACAGUACAGGCAAAUAUGAAAAAACACAAAAUAUCUUCUUUUCCACUGUUUUGCAGAGUGUCAUUUGCGAUAAGACAAAUACAAAAAAUGUAAUUACACAGUUAGAGAAGUAACCGUGGCACAUAUAAAAAAACAUUUACAAUUCAGCAAAAUGUAUCGUUCUAUCAUUAUAUAGCCAAUAUUAAUAUUUUUGCCUCUAAAUAUAUAUUCCUGCGGUGGUAAUUUCUUAAAAGCUGAAAAAGCAAGCUGAAAGAGAAAAGCUGUGAAUGGCAAGAGUCUGUUUCUGUUAUAUGCAAAUUCAAUCACGAAGGCCACAUAAAUAACAUCCUAAAGAUGUUGCACAAAACAAAUCAACAUAGCUCAGGUUGCUAUGACGACACGUUAACCUAAGCUUACAACGGUAAAAGUAACAGAAAAUCCUUGCAGCUGGUAUGAUUGAUGCGCCUGUUUGGUGAGGUCUGAGCUUUGCCCCUGCUGGUGACGAAACAUUUCACGACUGUUCAGAGACAAGCGUUCAAACACAGGAAGUGACAUGAUAACAUUAAAGUAACAGCAGGGAAGCCGUUUGUACGGUUGUCGACAAAGAAAUAACAUUGAGACAAUUAACAGCUUUUAGUUAGAAAUUCAACAUUUUGAGUUUCCGAUAACUUUAAACCAUCUUAACUUUGAAGAUCAUUUUAAUCUUUUAGAGGAACAAUACUCUAAGAGGCGGUGUGUGGUGGGGAGGGGGGGACAAGUCUAGAUCCUCCUCCAUAUUCCCACCAGGGCACAUCUCACCCCAGAGGCCUUGUGGUUGCUAAUGUCAGAGCCUCCCCUGCACAGUCACUGGGGACCGAGGUGGGAGCUGGAUGUCUUGCUCCGAGCAACAAACCCUGGUAUUUUUAGCCUUUGUUAGCCAGCAGCCAGAUGAUGCAGUGUCAUAAGAGUGUCACUUAGUUCUCUUUUGAGUCUUGUAUUUCAUAAAAGCAGCUUGUUCAUCUUUGAACUCACAGGACGUAACACUUUUAGUCGUAGUUUGCUGAUAAUUUCGUCAUUAUGCAAUCCAAUCAUCUUAAUUUGAUCGCCCUGUUGGUUUGUUUGUUACAGCUGACUAAUCUGAAUGUUACUGACUAAACUGUCUGUGAACAUCUAACAACCUCUUGGUUUGUAUACAAGUACUUACUCUUCCAUGUUGGAAGUUAACACCAGCAAUCUGCAAAAUGGCCGUUUUUAACAUGAGUGCUCAUGCUGUAUUUCAAUUUUCAAUCAUAGCAUUUACAAUUUUCUUUUAUACGUGCCUUAUGUUACCUUUUUAUAGCUUUGUUACUGCACUUGAAAUCAUUACCAUACAGUCAUGUACAGGACUAUAGUGAUGGAGGGGUUUGUCUUUUCUUUUUUCUUUUUUAACUGUACGACUGUUUCUUUUCUUUCUUUCCUUCCUUCUUUCUUGCCAAAGGCUGAUUUCGGUGCAAUCACUUUCUGACAAUGGCUCACUUGUUUCAGUCUGCAUCAGUGCACAGCACUAUCAUUGCGGUUAUACACUCGGCUUGGACAGAAACGACAAUGUGGGAGAGACUGGUACAGUGGGGAUUGAUGUUUUUUUAAACUGAAAUAUCGAGGCAGUAUGCUUUUGACAUGUAUUAUCUAAAAUGUUGGUUGUAUUAGUGCCAAUUUUACUGACUCUAGGAGUUGCUUACUAUGAGUACAGAUGAAAAAAGCCUGUUUUUUGACAAUAUUUAAAGGAAAUUGCGAAUGUGUCAAAUGAACCAUAUAAAUCAUAACUAUGUAUCUUUAUUCAGAGUGCCAAAAUGAGGAAUGCAACCUAAAUGCACAAAAAUCAAUUUGUCUGUUUUUCCACUAAAUGACUCUAUUAACAAUUUUCAAUGUUAUUAUACACUGUAUGAGUAUCAUUUUGAUUAACCAAUAUUAUUUAACACAUUGUCCUAAUAUGGUACCCUUGAAAGAUGUUUCCAAAUUAAGCUGUAAUUUGCUGUAAACCACUCAAUAAACAGUGUAAAUACGA
Scomber scombrus (Atlantic mackerel) is the source of this 3390-nucleotide messenger RNA. It is a transcript of the gene pheta1, whose product is annotated as PH domain containing endocytic trafficking adaptor 1. Gene Ontology annotation, cellular component: trans-Golgi network; recycling endosome; early endosome. The coding region runs from base 260 to 1162 and encodes 300 amino acids. The transcript has 3 exons. Gene Ontology annotation, biological process: endosome organization; receptor recycling; retrograde transport, endosome to Golgi. Lineage: Eukaryota; Metazoa; Chordata; Actinopteri; Scombriformes; Scombridae. The record is from RefSeq and is a predicted model, not a curated record.